This is a messenger RNA of Helianthus annuus (common sunflower), 435 nucleotides long. RefSeq lists its product as uncharacterized. NCBI's taxonomy places the organism in Eukaryota, Viridiplantae, Streptophyta, Magnoliopsida, Asterales, Asteraceae. Bases 1 to 435 code for a protein of 144 amino acids. The transcript has 3 exons. The record is from RefSeq and is a predicted model, not a curated record.
AUGGCGUUGAAUGGGCUGCCAAUCGGGUUACUACCCGAAGGUGUGACCGACUUUGAAUACGAUGAAUCGGGCUGGUUCGAGGUGCAUUUAGAUCAAGCUUGUAAUGCUAAGUUUGAAGAUGAGUUGCAUUAUGAUCAGAAUGUGUCUGGGAAUAUGAGUUAUGGGCAGAUCGGUGGGUUAUCGGGUAUUUCGGCUCAGGAUUUGUUUUUGUGGUUUCCGGUUAAGGAGAUUCGGGUUGAUGUACCGAGUUCUGGGUUGAUUUACUUUGAUGUUGUGUUGUUUCAAAGCAGUUUUCGUUCUCAAGUUUUGAAAUACCCAUGGAGUGUUUGGCGUCUGAGGAUCAGUUUGUUGUUGAGAAUGACUGUUCAUUUGGAACAAAACUGCCGGUCAACAGCCAGUCAACAAAAGUCAACGGUCAAACUGCCGGUUUAUUGA